CACGAAUUAAGCGAAGUGGACAAGAAUGAAAGUGGAUGUUAUUUUUGACUCAUUUUGACCACUUUAAAGCAAACAUCUUUCUUGGUACAGCGAAAACAACGUCAGACACAGCCUCAGGAAAAAGCAUAUGGGCGCUCAUGAUUGAACCGGUUCGCGUCGACAUACCCCUUUUCUUGUUGAAACGAAAGCUUUGGAUUUGCUAUUUAUCUUCCACUAUAGAAUACACCCUCGAAUCUGUCUUCGCUCGCGUACAAAAAGUUUCUCCCUUUUCUCGAGCGAGAUUCCGGCGGCCGAUGGCCCUCGAUCACGAGAGAGGAGAGGGUGACCACAAGAAGCUGUGGUCGCACCUAAAGAUGCCGUUUUGGCAGUCGCCGUCUCCCGCGACUUCGUCGUCGGCUCCCGCGCCGUCGUUUCAGCAAAACCAGAGUGUCCACCUCGAUCACCAGCUCAGUGAUCAUCACUCUACGAACGCGGUGGCUGCAAUGGCGAAGUCUCUACUUCCCGCGAGGCGAAGACUCCGUCUUGAUCCUCCAAACAAGCUCUUUUUCGCAUAUGAACCUGGCAAGCAGGUUAGGAGUGCCAUUGAGAUCAAGAACGUGUCCAAGACUCAUGUAGCAUUCAAGUUCCAAACAACUGCCCCCAAGAGUUGCUACAUGCGGCCUCCAGGGAGCGUGCUCGCUCCUGGAGAGAAUCUCAUUGCGACAGUGUUCAAAUUCGUGGAGCCCCCCGAGAACGACGACAAACCAGUUACCCUGAAGAGUAUCGUUAAGUUCAAAAUCAUGAGUUUAAAAGUCAAUGGGCAAAUGGAUUAUGUCCCUGAACUGUUUGAGGAACAGAGGGACCAAGUGACUGUUGAGAAAAUUCUGCGGGUGGUUUUCCUCGAUCCAGAGCAACCGAGUCAUUUGCUGGAAAAACUAAGGCGGCAACUGGCUGAGGCCGAUGCUACCCUCGAGUCACGCAAGAAACCUCUAGAAGAGCCUGGUGUGGGCCCUGUCAAGGAAGGACUCGUCAUAGAUGAAUGGAAAGAAAGAAGAGAAAGGUACCUAGCACAGCAGCACGUUGAAGGCGUCGAUUUGGUUUAGACGAGUUCAUUCUAAGCUCGCGACUUCUUCACGAGGAGAUCAAAGCACCAACGUGCCGUCACACAGGUCUCUUCACGCAUCGUGAAGCUAAUGAGAAGCGACCGAUGGCAGUAUCUCGUUAAAGGGCCACGACUCUCGGCAGUGAGUUAAGUUCAAACUUUGUAGUGAGAUUAGAUGGAGCAGGUUUUGCUGUUGAACUCAGUGCGUUGCAGGCACCAACGUUUCCCUUUGGUCGUGCUUGAGUUUUGGUGGCGGAUUCUAAUGUAAGUUGUGACGCAAAAA
Molecule: messenger RNA, 1364 nt
Organism: Rhodamnia argentea
Lineage: Eukaryota; Viridiplantae; Streptophyta; Magnoliopsida; Myrtales; Myrtaceae
Product: vesicle-associated protein 4-1-like
Exons: 7
Coding region: 36-1082 (348 amino acids)
Biological process (GO): endoplasmic reticulum membrane organization
Cellular component (GO): endoplasmic reticulum membrane; plasma membrane
Source: RefSeq, a predicted model, not a curated record